GGGGUGUUGGGACGAUGCCUCCUCAUCGAGGUUUUAACUUUUCUCAUGUUUCCCCCCCCCCCCCUCCACCAGAGCCCCUUGCCCUGCCACUCGCUGGAUGCCGGGCAGCACCUGCCGCCCCCGCAGCUGAUGAAGGCGUGAAGGAGCAGCUGAGCAGGAGAGGCCCCCACAGCUGCUAAGAUGGGCAUGAGGAUCAAGCUGCACAGCACCAACCACCCCAACAACCUGCUGAAGGAGCUCAACAAGUGCCGCCUCUCCGAGACCAUGUGCGACGUCACCAUCCUGGUGGGCUCGCGCUCCUUCGCCGCGCACAAAGCCGUGCUGGCCUGCGCCGCCGGCUACUUCCAGAACCUCUUCCUGAACACGGGGCUGGACGCGGCGCGCACCUACGUGGUGGACUUCAUCACGCCGGCCAACUUCGAGAAGAUCCUCAGCUUCGUGUACACCUCGGAGCUCUUCACCGACCUCAUCAACGUGGGCGUCAUCUACGAGGUGGCGGAGCGGCUGGGCAUGGAGGACCUGCUGCGCGCCUGCCACUCCACCUUCCCGGACCUGGAGAGCGCGGCCAUCCCCAAGCAGCCCCCCGUGACCGCCGGGGACGCCCGGCCCGGCGCUGCUAUCGGUGCCUCGGCGCAGAGCCCGGCGCUGGGGGAAGCCCGGGGGAGCGCGGAGCAUUUCGGUGCCGAGCGCGGUUACGUCCUGCACGGGGAGGGAGCGGGCGGCUACAAGGAGGAGGAGAGGAGCGACGGCGGCCAGGCCGUGCCCCUGCUGCAGCCCCCGCUGCCCCCCAAGGACGCGGACCCGGGGCCGUUUGCUCCCGGUGCCGUCGCGGCGGCGCAGCCCGGCUUGGGGGGUGCGAGCACGGCGCAGAGCGGCGCGGGCUCGUGCCAGCAGUACAAGGUGCAGAGCAACGGAGACUACGGCAAAGGCGGCUUCUUCACCGCCGAUUCGUCCCUGGACGUCUCCGCCGGGAGCAACUCGUGUCCCGGCAACAGCGAGCACUGCAAGGAGCCGGGCUUCGUGCCCAUGGACGAGCUGCAGCUGGAGGAGCUGGGCGAGGACGAGCUGCACUUCGAGGACGCCAGCGAAGAGCUGGGGCCGUCGGAAGAGGUGAUCGAGCUGAGCGACGACAGCGAGGAGGAGCUGGCCUUCGAGAGCGACGGGCGAGACAGCAGGGCCAUGCCCUGCCAGGUCUGCAAGAAAGUGCUGGAGCCCAACAUCCAGCUGAUCCGGCAGCACGCCCGCGACCACGUCGACCUGCUGACCGGGAACUGCAAGGUGUGCGAAACCCACUUCCAAGACCGCAACUCCAGGGUGACCCACGUCCUGUCCCACAUCGGCAUCUUCCUCUUCUCCUGCGACAUGUGCGAGACCAAGUUCUUCACGCAGUGGCAGCUCACCCUGCACCGCAGGGACGGCGUCUUCGACAACAACGUGGUGGUGCACCCCAGCGACCCGCUGCCCGGCAAGGCGGGCGCUUUCACCGCGGGCUCGGGCGCCGAGUUGGCGUGCGCCGCGUGCGGGAAACCUUUGGCCAAAGAUUUCCACGCCGUCCGCAACCACCUCCUGGACCACGUCAACCUGAAGAGCCAAACGUGCGGCGUGUGCGACCAGCGGCACCUGAGCCUGUGCGGCCUGCUGUGGCACGCGCUGGCCCACCUGGGCAUCGCCGUCUUCUCCUGCUCCGUGUGCGCCAGCAGCUUCGUGGACCGGCAGCUGCUGGAGAAGCACCUGGCCGUGCACCAGAGCGCCGAGGAGGCCCUGUUCCGCUGCCACUUCUGCGGGCAGAGCUUCAAGCUGGAGGCAGCGUACCGCUACCACGUCAGCCAGCACAAGUGCGGCGGCGGCGGCGGCGGAGGCGGCAACGUGGACGCGCGUCCCGGCUUCGGCGAGCGCCUGCAGCCUCAGAGCCUGCAGAAGAGGAAAGUGCCCGAGGAAUUCCUGAGCGAGGAGCUGGCGCUGCAGAGCCAGCCGGGCAACAGCAAGUACAGCUGCAAAGUGUGCGGGAAGCGCUUCGCUCACACCAGCGAGUUCAACUACCACCGGCGCAUCCACACCGGGGAGAAGCCGUACCAGUGCAAGGUGUGCCACAAGUUCUUCCGCGGCCGUUCCACCAUCAAGUGCCACCUGCGGACGCACUCGGGGGCCCUCAUGUACCGCUGCACCGUGUGCGGCCACUACAGCUCCACGCUCAACCUGAUGAGCAAGCACAUCGGGGUGCACAAGGGCAGCCUGCCCCCCGACUUCACCAUCGAGCAGACUUUCAUGUACAUUAUCCAUUCCAAAGAGGCGGAGAAGAACGCGGACAGCUGAUGGGGCGAGGGCAGGGCAGGGCCGGCGUUUGUUCUAUCGGGCGCUCAGGCGUCGUGGAUGGAUUCCUCCUUUAUUCUUUUGCGUUUCUUGGUUUGAGUUUUGAUUUUUUUGGGGGGGGGGGCCUUGCUGGGGCUUUUUAGACUGUACGAAGCAGCAGCACGUAAGCUACGUCACCGUUCCCGAGAAGUCUGUCGCGUUGACUUACCUCCGACCCCCUUAGAGGCCGCCGAGUUUUGCGUUCUUAGCGUUUUUUUCUCCCUAGGUUUGGAAUCUAGAUUUCGUUCUGAGACCUCACGGGCCGCCCCACGCUCGGAGCUGAGCCCCGAACCGAUGCUGCUACGACUUUCCUGACCUCAGCAGAGAGGGGCAGAGCCGGAGCGGGACGGGGCCGGGCUGGAAGGAGAAGGGCAGCGGUAAGGAAGGAAGGAGCGACGGUUCUGGGCACGGCGUGGAUUCCGGGCACGGCGUGGAUUCCGGGCACGGCGUGGAUUCCGGGCACGGCGUGGAUUCGGGCUGGCUUUGCCUCCGUGUUUACACCGGGAAGGGCGAGGACCGCCCCGUUCCCACGUUGUUAUCCCGCCGUGGGGCAGAGGUUGGAGGGGAACCAACGCUGAGUCGGGGCCGCCCUCCGGUCCCUCGUACUACCUCACAAACAGGAAGCGCCUUGCAGCCGCGCUCCUGCACAGAGAACGCCGAGAACGGGACGGAGCGAGCAGGUGCAACC
Numida meleagris (helmeted guineafowl) is the source of this 3037-nucleotide messenger RNA. RefSeq names its product zinc finger and BTB domain containing 39 (gene ZBTB39). The record is from RefSeq and is a predicted model, not a curated record. The transcript has a single exon. Gene Ontology annotation, molecular function: protein binding. Gene Ontology annotation, biological process: regulation of cytokine production; negative regulation of transcription by RNA polymerase II; regulation of immune system process. Bases 181 to 2313 code for a protein of 710 amino acids. NCBI's taxonomy places the organism in Eukaryota, Metazoa, Chordata, Aves, Galliformes, Numididae.